AUGUCUCUCCCCAGCUGUCUCUCCCGCCAGCCCGCCGCGUCCUCAACGUCCUACCCUUUUAACAGACUCGGCUCCCGGAGCAGCAGCGGCCGGCCGCGCAGACUCAAAGGCUCGGGGAUUGAGAAUCAGAUUUCAAGAUGGCGCCAGCGCCUCCACGUCUGCGGCUUCCACAAGGCUCCUCUGGGAGCUGUAGUCCGGUCAGCGGGCUCCCGGCUCUGCGCAUGCGGGGUGGCCAGCACGCCCCUCGCCCCAACUCCGGUUGCGCACCUGGCUCACUGGGAGUGCAGAGCAGAAAGCACUACUGGCGCCGACCACAGCCAGCCGCUUUUAUCUGCUAAGAGCUCACCUGAAAGGCGCACCAGUGCCCUCAAGGAUCCUCCCGCCUCUGCAGGAUGUCCCGAGGCUCCUCCUCGCGGGGAGGAGAAGGCCGAAUCCCCUCCCCCUGGAUCCUCGGACAGUGCCACGUCCUCCGGCUGCCAGCCGGGCAGCGCCGCUAGGUAUGUGAGCUUCAAAGUUGGAAGAAAUUAAGCAACGUGCUUUGGAAUCUAUGGUGAUCUAUAGAAAGGCAAAGAGUUUCUGGACUUACCCUGACUGAUGGAAAGACAGACUGCCUGCCAGGACACUACCUUGCCGUACCCAGUCUUAAGUGUAAUCAAGAUCUCAUUUUUUACUGUCAAUGCAAGCCACAUUUUCCUAUUAGGAAAAUGUGAAUGAAAGAAAGUGCUCUUCAAGAGCAAACUCUGAAUUAUACUUUGGGUUAUUCUCUGUUCCUCAAAAGGAUUUUGCAUCUAACUGAUAGUCUCCAAAUUUUAAUGACAGUAUAUAGAUAGCUUGGUGUAGUCAUACAGGUCAAUACAAAUGGUGAAAAGGCAAUUUGCCAUUGAAGAAUAUGUUUGCUAUAAGUAAAGAUCAAUAUACUGAGAAAACUAUACAUAUCUAGACUUCCAAAAACAGAUGGGAAUAAACCACUCAGCAAUCAGAAAAUGUGAAGAUGGCAGUCUGUUCACUUCCAGAGAAAAUAGUUCAAAACUGUAUCUCAAAGUCGAUAUAAGCUGUUGUACUAGAAUUAGUCCCUAUAUGAGCAUUUGGUAUUAUGAAAUAAGGUGUUCCCAAUGAAAAGAUCACUGGUAUAUAGAAAAUAAAAAUUAAAAAAUAAAACUUAGAAAAAUUAUGUGAUAAUAAAUUUUGCACUUCUUGGUCCUUAUCAUUUUUAUCUUGUGGUCAAGAGUUUGCAGUUGAACUGGUUACCUAUGGUGGGGCUAUGCAAGGACAUUUACUUUUUAUUCUAUAUACUGUGUAUCAUUUGAAUUUUGGACAAUGAAUGUUUAUUCAGGUAUUUUAGAUUUUAUUUAAUUUAGAAAAUAUUUUAUAGUUAAAAUAAGGGCUGCCAAUUUAACACACUAAUAUAGGGUCUAAGUGGUAAAACUUGAACCUAAAAUAAGAAUUUUUAUACUACAUAUGAUGAUAUAUAAUGUAAGAAGAUAACUUAUAUAAACAAAAGUUCAAAGGGGAUCCACAAGUUAUUAGUAAUGGUUAUCUCUAGAGAGUGGAAUUAUGGAUAUUUAUUUUCUUUUUUCCUUAUUUUCUAUAAUUUUUUACAUUAUGUAUUACAUAUUUUACAUAACUUAACAGUAAGUACUUAACUGCUUUUGUGAUAAGAAAAAAAUAUAAUUGUUACUAAGAAAAAAGGUAGAUGAAACACAUUUUAGUGUAUUCAUACAAUACAAUACGGUACUAGCCAGCAAUGAAAAAGAAUGAACUCACAUACAUGCACCAUGGAUACAUCUCAAAAACAUCUUAAGUGAAACAAGCCAUAUGCAAAUGAGUACAUCCUGUGUGAUUCCAUUUAUUUGAAGUCUGACAACAGGUCUACGGCCGUACUACCCUGAAUGUACCUGAUCUCAUCUGAAGUCUAAGAAACAGACUAUAGAAAAAACAGAUCUAUAGUGAUAUAAGUCAGGAAGUGGUUGAAUGGUGAAAGACAGGGUGAGAAGUGAUUGAAAAGGGGCACAAAGAAAUCUUCUGAGGUGAUGAAGCUGUUCUGUAUCUAGUUUUGGAUGAAGAUAACAUAGGUGUGUAGAGUUGUUGAAGCUCAUUGAAUGGGGCACUUAGAUCUGUAGAUCGUGUACAUAUUAGUAUAUUUCAAUCAAAAAGAUUAAAAGGAGUAAAUAAGUUAAAACUAUGUAUUGCCCCAAAAAUUUUAAUUUGAGGGAUUUCUUUGGUAGAAAGUCACCCCACUUUAAGAACAGUUUUGAAAAUUAGGAAAAUACUAUAAAAUAUAGCCCAGAAGAAAUUCUGUAAAAGACCCAAUUACAAAUUAAAAACUUAAGCCUAUCCAUAUGAGCUUUUUUUUUUUUUGAGACGGAGCCUCACUCUGUCAUCCAGGCUGGAGUGCAGUGGCGCAAUCUCGGCUUACUGCAACCUCUGCCUCCCGGGUUCCACUGCGCCCCACCCUAGUAUAAUAUUUUAUAUGCAUGUGUGCACCAAACACUUAUGAUUGAAGCAAGGCAUGUUGUUAAGGUGAGACUUAGGGCUUCUGUAAUGAUUUAGUAUAAAAUUAUUACUUCUAAAACUUAGUGAAGGCACAUAACAAAAAAUUUGAGAAUAAGCUUCAUAUUAUGAUUAAACAAAUUAUUAAUUUUAUAUAUCAACAGUUCACCCUGAACAUUGAUUGAUAAAUACAUUUAUAAGCACUUCUUUGCUUUAUGGCCUAGGUUAAGUCACUUAUAUCUGGCUUUUAAUUUCCUGAUCUACAAUGAAAUAUGUUGAAUUUAAAUGGCAGUUUUCAAACUUAAGCAUGCAUCAGAAUCACCUGGAGGGCUUGUUAACAUAAAUUAUUGGGACCUACCCCCUUGAGUUCCUGACACAGUAAGGUCUGCGGUGGGGCCCAAGAAUUUGCAUUCCCGACAAGUUCCCAGAUCACGUUGAUGCUGCUAUCUGGGAACCACACUUGGAAAACCACUGAAGGAGAACUAUCCUAAGCUGUAUCAGACAAAAGAUCAGAACUUCUGCAGAUAGAAAAGCACAUCAAUGAAGAACUACUUACAAAAUCUAUGUUGAAUUUAGAGAACUGUAUCCGCAUUUGGAACAAGAUUUAUAAAUAUUACUGUGGUGUGGGGUCUUUCGCACUAUCUCUGUUUUGAUCUCUAAAUGUUGCAGUCACCAUUGUCUCUUUUGCACUCCUUGUGUGGCAACUGGGUGGUAGUGUUCUAAGACCUUCUUCUGGGCUGAGAGGGAGUUUCCAAAAGAAUUGGAGAGGUGGAAAAUCCCCAUGUCCCAAACCAGUUGUAUUAGGUUUCACUGCCCUAGUUAUGACAUGGGAAAUAACUAUUCUAAUUACUAAAAAACUAUGCACCAAAAGAAAAAUGUGAUUCUGGCAGAGAAACUAAGGCAGAUGAGAAAAUGCAAGAAUGUCAAAGUAAAGCCAGUUAGGCUUUGUGGUAACACACAGGCAGGUGCGUGAUUUCCCUGUGCUCUUUGAAAACCUUUAAGAAGUCAGAAACAAUCAUGCUUUCCAUUAAUUAACAACACAGCAUUUUGAAAUGCUUGUUUUAAAGCCAGGAGAUUUCCAGUUCAUCUGCAGAUUAUAGUAGUAUGCUUCUCAGCAAAAUCCAUCUAAUAGUAAACAUUAGAGUCUUUCAAGUUAUUAAAUACCCAUAGGUCGUUCAGUAAAUUUUAAAGUAUUUGUUAAUCAAUGAGCAAGAAUGCAAACAUACCUUUUUUUCUCUUUUCAGUGAACUUUCAGUUUAGUUAAAAGGGAGAAAAGGUGCACGCUACAGUUAGAACAAUUGACUGGUAAACUAAAUGGUACUGAGUUCAAUUUAGUGUGAGUACAGAAAAAGUUGAGGUUAGUAUGGGCUGGUAUAGUUGAAGGGACAAGAGUGGCACUUGAGAUGGGUGUUAGGAUGAAGGAGGCCAAGGAAGGGACUCCAGCAAAAUAAAACAGCUUCAUUAAAAGCCACGGAACUUGGGUUAAACGCAGUGCUAGCCUGUAGGUAAAGGGAGAUGUUGGGGAUUUUUGAAUGACCAGGUUCAUCCACACAUACAUCUAAUCCUCUAUAGUUGUUCAUUCAAAGAACAUGUAUCAAGAGCCAACUGUAAGCCAGACACUAUGCUAUGGAGUGCCUCGGCAACUAGAAUUUGGUUAAUGUUUUGACAAAGGCAAAAGAACUUGGACUUAAUGUUAUGGACUUAAGCAGAGAAUGACAUGAUGAAAACCCUUUUUUAGGAAGAUGACCCAGGCAACAGGAUGGAUUACACUUUCAAGGAGCUUUGGGAUAGCUACAGGAAGAUCUGCUAAAAAGACCCUACAGUUAUUCAUGUGUGAGGUAAUAAAGGUCUGGCAUAGAAAUGGAAAGAAAGUGGUAAAUAUGAGAAUCACCUUGAAGAAAUGAACAGCAGGACUUGAUGGUGUAUAUGCAGAGAGGACAAAAGAAAAGAAAGGGUUUGAGAUGGAGAUAACGGUUUGGAGUCUGGAAGACUGGUAGAAAGUAGCAUAAAUAAACAAAUGUAGGAGUUGGAGCAUCUGUUUGCAAAAAAAUAACACUUAUUUGGGACAUGCUGAGGUGACUGAGACAACUAAGUGGAAUACUAAGUGGAGCAGUUGCACAGUCAAAGCACAGGUGGGAGGGGGAAGUUUCAAGAAUGAUAGGGAUGGUUAACAUUGUCAAAAUCUAGAGAGAAAUUAACAGGACAGAUAAGGUGAGGCAUAACAUUUCCUAAUAUGACUGGGUGCAAUGGGUAGACUUGUAAACCAAGUGGAUUUGAAAACAUCAGAGUAGACCUUUACUUCCCAGAAUCCUUCCCUGUCAAGCCAAAAGCUAACUUCUUUUCUAUCCUUUUUCUGAACAUCUCUAGCAUGUGUAUCUUGCUUCACAUUUUCACUGCACUUUCCAUUUUCAGGUUCUUGAAACCUGAUACCUGAAUUGUAUCACACAGCCUUAGAAGCUUACCACUGUAAUUAUCGUGCACGUUAUUUGCAGAACAUUCACAGUAAAGAUCCAUCAUUGUGCACUACCUGUAGGUUGACAUUUCG
Chlorocebus sabaeus (green monkey) is the source of this 5035-nucleotide messenger RNA. The record is from RefSeq and is a predicted model, not a curated record. Lineage: Eukaryota; Metazoa; Chordata; Mammalia; Primates; Cercopithecidae.